AUGACACUUUUGCUUCUCGCCUGCCUGCUGGCUGUCUUCCCAGCGGUUUCCAUGAAGAGUCCCAUAUUCGGUCCCCAGGAGGUGAGCGCUGUGGAAGGCAACUCCGUGUCCAUCAAGUGCUACUACCCAGACAACUCUGUUAAUCGGCAUUCCCGGAAGUAUUGGUGCCGGCAGGAAGCUGCGGGCCACUGCAUAACCCUCCUCUCCUCAGGGGGCUUCACCUCCAAGAACUACACUAACAGAGCCAACCUCACCAACUUCCCGGAGGACCACGUGUUUGUGGUGAACAUUAUACGUGUCUUCCAGAAUGACACUGGGAAAUACAAGUGUGGUCUGGGCGUAAAUAACCGAGGCUUGUCCUUUGAUGUAAGCCUGGAGGUCAACAAGGCUCCUGAGCUCUCCAGUGACACUCAGCUCUACACAGAGAAGCCGGGCAGAAAUGUGACCAUCAACUGCCCUUUCAAGGAAGAGAACAUCCAGAAGAAGAAGUCCUUGUGCAAGAAGACUGGCCAAGACUGUGUACUAAUCACUGACUCCAGUGGGUAUGUGAACCCCAAGUACAAGGACAGGGCACGCUUUGAACAGUACAGUACGAACCAACUAAAGUUCGGCGUCGCCAUCGACCGAGUCCGGCCUGAGGAUGCUGGGGUGUAUGUGUGCAGUGCCGGGGAAGAGAACAGGGAUGUGGAUCUCCAAGUGCUGAAGCCGGAGCUCAGGCUGGUUUAUGGAGACCUGAGGGGCGCGGUGAACUUUGACUGUGCCCUGGGCUCUGAGACGGCAACAGUGCCCAAAUUUCUGUGCCGGGUAGGUACCGGGGAAAGCUGUGAUCUGGUCAUCAACACCCAGGGGAAGAUAGCUCCAGGCUUUGAGGGCAGGAUACUGCUCACCUCCGUGGACAAGAAUGGCUCCUUCAGCAUACUGAUCAAUGGCCUGAGGAAGGAGGACGCGGGGCGCUACCUGUGCGGAGCCCAUCCUGCCAAUCUGGUGGAGGAAAGCUGGCCCCUCCAGGCUUGGCAGCUCUUCGUUAAUGAGGAGACCAACAUUCCCCAUAGUCCCUCUGUGGUGAAAGGUGUGCCCGGGGGCUCUGUGACUGUCCUCUGCCCCUACAACCCUAAGGAAACCAACCAACUGAAGUCCUGGUGUCGCUGGGAAGAUACUCAACAUGACAGAUGCCCACUGUUGGUGGAGAGUAAGGGGCUGGUUAACCAACAGUAUAAGGGCAGGCUGGCACUGUAUGAAGAGCCGGGCAAUGGCACCUACACCAUCAUACUCAACCAGCUCACUACUCAGGACGCUGGCUUCUACUGGUGUCUGACCAAUGGUGAUAGUCGCUGGAGGUCCACUGUGGAGCUCAAGGUUGUUGAAGGAGAACCAAACCUAAAGGUACCAGAGAAAGUCACUGCUUCAUUGGGAGAGACGCUCAAGCUCCCCUGCCACUUCCCAUGCAAGUACUACUCAUACGAAAAAUACUGGUGCAAGUGGAGCAAUAGGAGCUGCCAGAACCUGCUCAGCCAAGAGGAAGGCCCCAGCCAGGCCCUUGUGAACUGCGACCAGAACAGCCAGCUUAUCUCCCUGACACUGAACUCAGUCACUAAGGCUGAUGAGGGCUGGUACUGGUGUGGAGUGAAGCAGGGCCACAGUUACGGAGAGACCGUGGCUGUCUACGUGACGGUAGAGGAGACAACAAACGGUGAGUCUCCAGGGUCCCACGAUGUCAGCCAAGCAAGUGCUGCUCCCAGAACGGAGGUGGUGGAGGCAAAUGUACGGGAGUUAGGGAACAAAGCCGUCCAGGAUCCCAGGCUUGCUGUGGUCGAGGAUUCUGAAGAUCCACCUGGUGGAAGCAGCGUGAACACAUAUCCCAGCAGUGCCGAAGGACAAGGCAGGGGCUCCUCAGUGCUGGUCUCCACCCUGGUGCCCCUGGCCCUGGUGCUGGUGCUGGGGGCUGUGGUUGUGGGGAUCCUCAGAGCCCGGCACAGGAAAAAUGUUGACCGAGCUUCAAUUAGAAGCUACAGGACAGACAUUAGCAUGUCGGACUUGGACAACUCCAGGGAUUUUGGCACCAAUGACAACAUGGGAGCCUCUCCAGUCGCUGGAGAGACAUCCCUCAGAGGACAAGAUGACUUCAUCGACACCACAGAGAGCACCAUGGACCACGAAGAACCCAAGAAGGCAAAAAGGUCAUCCAAGGAGGAAGCCGACAUGGCCUACACUGCCUUCCUGCUCCAGUCCAACAAGAUAGCUGCAAGUGUCCAAGACGGCCCCCGCAAAGCCUAA
Trichechus manatus latirostris (Florida manatee) is the source of this 2274-nucleotide messenger RNA. RefSeq names its product polymeric immunoglobulin receptor (gene PIGR). Gene Ontology annotation, cellular component: plasma membrane. The coding region runs from base 1 to 2274 and encodes 757 amino acids. The record is from RefSeq and is a predicted model, not a curated record. Lineage: Eukaryota; Metazoa; Chordata; Mammalia; Sirenia; Trichechidae. The transcript has 10 exons. Gene Ontology annotation, molecular function: transmembrane signaling receptor activity.